Trifolium pratense (red clover) is the source of this 1731-nucleotide messenger RNA. Its product is annotated as alpha-ketoglutarate-dependent dioxygenase alkB. Gene Ontology annotation, biological process: oxidative RNA demethylation. Lineage: Eukaryota; Viridiplantae; Streptophyta; Magnoliopsida; Fabales; Fabaceae. Gene Ontology annotation, cellular component: nucleus; cytoplasm. Bases 395 to 1471 code for a protein of 358 amino acids. Gene Ontology annotation, molecular function: broad specificity oxidative DNA demethylase activity; oxidative RNA demethylase activity; ferrous iron binding. The record is from RefSeq and is a predicted model, not a curated record. The transcript has 7 exons.
AACUCUCUCAAAACACAGAUUUUUUCGAUAAGGAACAAAAUGAAAUGUCUUUAAUACCCCUUGUAUAAUUUUAAAUUUUGUCAAAUACCUAUGAAAUUUGAAAAUAGACAAAUACCCCAAAUUAUGAAAAGUCAAUCAAAUUGUCCCCUUGAUACUGCCGGUCAGAGCCUACAUCAGGAAGGGACAAUUUGAUCGACUUUUAAUAAUUUCAAAUAAUAUUUACCUAAUUUCAAAUUUCAUGAGUAUUUAACGAAUUUUAAAAUUUCAAGGUAUUCGUAUAAUAAUUGUUUGGAGGGUUUUAUUGACUUUUGACCUCGAGCUAAAUAAUUUUUUCACUUUGUUAAUUUUUCCCCUUUGCGUCUGUAACCUAAUUUCGGUUCGGGUUGAUUUUCCGAUGUACGGAUCGGAGAAUAACCGGGAAGAUUCGGAGCCAACGGCUUUCAGAAGAGCUGAGAAGAAUUACAAGCUCUACUACGAUAACAAUGCUUCAUUCAAGAACAAAAAGAAUAAAAAACCUAAACCUGUGGACUUAACGGAAGUACUUGACUUCAAAUCAAUUCUAGAAUGUCAUCACCGGAACGGUGAGCUUCCUCAUGGUGUUAUUGCUCUUCAGGACAAGUUCAAUUCUCCAGUGUUCUCUUUGCAGAAUCACCCUGGCUUUUAUUUUAUCCCUGGGGCAUUAAGCAUAGAGAAACAAUGCGAUUUGAUAAGGGAGAGUUUGGUUGAUUUUCCGCAGCCACCUAACAGAACAAAUCACAAUGCUAUAUAUGGUCCUAUACACAAUUUAUUUCUUGCGGCUAAAGAAGGGAAAGUUUUGGUUGAAGAGAAAUCUCUAAUUACUUCGAAUGAACCUAGUCUUGAUUCCGGUUGUAGGGACGGUGAGGAAUGGAAGUUUACCACGGAAAAGGAAGCGUCCUUGAGAAAAUGCAAAUCUGUUUCUGGUUCUUCUUUGCUGCGAAAGUUGCGAUGGAGCACCCUUGGCCUACAGUUUGAUUGGUCUAAUCGAAAUUAUAAUGUGUCUCUCCAACAUAACAAAAUCCCUGAAGCACUGUGUGAGCUUGCCAAACAAUUGGCAAAACCUGCAUUGCCUGCUGGUGUUGAAUUCCAGCCUGAAGCUGCAAUAGUUAAUUACUUCGCAUCAGGGGACACACUUGGUGGCCACCUUGAUGAUAUGGAAGCAGAUUGGAGUAAGCCCAUAGUUAGUUUAAGCUUGGGCUGUAAAGCUAUUUUUCUUUUGGGAGGAAAAUCUAGAGAGGAUGCUCCCAUAGCGAUGUUUCUUCGAAGUGGUGAUGUUGUACUCAUGGCUGGAGAAGCAAGGGAAUGCUUUCAUGGUGUUCCUCGGAUCUUCGCUGAUAAAGAAAAUGCUGACAUAGGCCAUCUGGAGACACAGCUGACGCAGGAAGAUGAUCUUUGUUUCCUAAAAUAUAUUCAAACUUCAAGAAUCAACAUCAAUAUCAGACAAGUUUUUUAAUUAGCAUUUUCAUCUUUCAAAGUGAAAUUUUGUUAUAUUAUGAGAAAAGAAAAGAUAUAUCAUUUCUAUUGUAUCAUGUCCAGCUCCAGCAAACCUCGUGGUAAUAUCUGCUUAUGCUUGCAUGCAUUGUGGCAAGGUUUGCAAUAUUGUACAAACAAUCCAAAUUAACAACUUAUUUGCAUCUUGUAGAUGAUGUCUUGUCUAUCUCAUGUAAUACUUGAAUACAGACUCAACAAUGUGAGAAUUUAGCUUACACAUAA